AUGGUAGUUUAUCGUGGAGAUAAGGUAUCGGCAAAGAAACUUGAUGAAUAUCGUCAAGCAGCUGGAAAUAAGAAGAAAUGCUUCAAAUGGUUAUGUUUUGUAUCAACAUCAACAAACGUAAAUAUGGCUAGCAAAUUCAUCAAAAAUGUUCUUUACGAAAUCGAUCUUGGUCGUUACAGAUGGAAUGAUCAAUUCGCCGAUAUAUCAAGUAUAUCAGUUUUCGAAACUGAAGAUGAAAUACUUCUAAGACCAGGUGUUCGUUUUUGUGUUGAUAAGGUUGAAAGACAAUCGACUACUGCUCGUGAACUUGUGUUUAUUCAUGUUCUUCCAUCAUACAUAUCGACUGUGUAA
Rotaria sp. Silwood1 is the source of this 351-nucleotide messenger RNA. The record is from the annotation of a GenBank genome assembly. NCBI's taxonomy places the organism in Eukaryota, Metazoa, Rotifera, Eurotatoria, Philodinida, Philodinidae.